AUGAAUUCCAGGAAAUUACUCUCAGAAACACGGAGGGCAUUUCCUGCUACUAAAGUCCGCUGUCAGCAGCCAUCAAGGAUUCUCAUAGUGGAUGUCACAUCACCUUCCUGGACCAACACUUGUUCUGUGCUGUCUGAAGCUCUGGAAAACACUCUCUGUUUGGCCUGCAGUUUGACAGGCCCCUGCCGCAUUCCCCUGCUGAGCCUCUACCUGGUGCAGAACCAUCAGGAGUGUUUGCUUCCCUUUACGCAAGUGAAAGAAAACUUUGCACGAAUCCAAGCCUGCAUGUCAGAGCUGCGCUCACUGCCAAGAGAAGGCUGCUUCCCACAGGGGGGAAGUGGAGUGGUACAAGCUGUGCAGGAUGGAUUGCAGCAGUUCAAACAAUACAGCAGACACACAACAGCAGGAGGCUCCACAAAUAAUUCUGUUGAGAUCACAAUUUUGACUAGCCAGUCCAGCAAAGAAAUGGUAAAGCAGCUGGAAAUUAAGUUAAAGGAUGUAGACCUUGUGAGUCUGCGAAGAAUAGAAGUCAUUGAGGUUUUGAAGAGAGACUUCCUGGAGCCUGAGGAUGUGGAACAGUGCAUGCCAGCAGAAGAACCCAAUAUCAGCGACAUUGCAAUCCUGGGAAUGGACAUAGAUGUGCAAACCAUAGAGGACAAUGUCAUCAGCUUAGAGAUGUUGUUUAAAACAUGGCUACAUGACUAUGGCACAGAGAAAGAACACCUCCACCUCCUCCUUCCAUCAGGAGGCUUCAGCAAUGCCUCUGCACCCAGGACCACCCUAAUGUGUCUCAAGUGUGACUUGCAGGAGAGAUUACUCGACCCCACUCUGCUUUCUGGAGCGGUCGAUGGCAGUGUAAGAGCAACAGAUGUGACCUCACCCUGCCAGAUGGCAGCCUGGCCAGCCACAGCCCUGUAUAAACUCCGGGUUAUAAAAGCUCUGAAGUCUGAAGGAGUCUGUGAGUCUGUACUUUAUGGCCUGCCUUUCAUCAUCAAGCCCACAAGCUGCUGGCAGCUGGACUGGGAUGAACUGGAGAUAAACCAGCAUAGCUUCCAUGCUCUAUGUCAUAGUCUUCUGAAAAGGAAGUGGAUGCUUUUGGCCAGACGUGAGCCACAGAAUACCAGUCCAAGCUGGAACAUCAUGGUGCAUUCCUACUACGUCAUUGUUCCUUCUGACUCUGCCACACUGCUCAUCAAAGCAGUCGCCAUCAGAGAGCUCUUGAUGCCAUCAACCUUCCCAGCCCUCCUUGCUGAACAUGCUGAGAGAGUGUCUGGCCCUAUAGAGGGUGCCUUGAACAGCUUGGAAGUGGAAGUUGCUUAUAACCCCUUGCACCUGAAAAGCAAUCUCUACAAAUACCUGAAGAGUGUGCUGUACAAGCCUCUGCACAGGCAGCAGGCCCAGCCCAGGGACCAGCGACCAGAGCGCCACCAGCCCAAGCAUCAGAGCAAAGCCAAAGCCACAGUGGCACCCCUUCUGAUGGCUUCUUCUCCUGUCCAAGCACAUAGGCUGGCAGCGGCCAGGACAGACCCCAAAGAGUACGAGGGGCUGCUGCAGUGA
Messenger RNA from Dryobates pubescens (Downy woodpecker), 1557 nucleotides. It is a transcript of the gene M1AP, whose product is annotated as meiosis 1 associated protein. The record is from RefSeq and is a predicted model, not a curated record. Bases 1 to 1557 code for a protein of 518 amino acids. NCBI's taxonomy places the organism in Eukaryota, Metazoa, Chordata, Aves, Piciformes, Picidae. Gene Ontology annotation, biological process: male meiosis chromosome separation; meiosis I; spermatogenesis. The transcript has 9 exons.